AUGUCCGACGUAGUUGUGACUAAAGGACAACCUAUUCCUGGAGAUCCAGAAAAAAAAGGGUGGCUCUUUAAAUGGACUAAUUAUCUCAAGGGUUAUCAGCGAAGAUGGUUCGUGUUAUCCAACGGAUUAUUAUCAUACUACAGAAAUCAAGCCGAGAUGGCGCAUACGUGCCGUGGAACUAUCUCACUACUGGGCGCGCUCAUACACACAGCAGACUCGUGCACAUUUGUAAUCAGCAAUGGAGGCACGCAGACAUUCCAUAUCCGAGCCCAUGACGAAGUGGAGAGACAAAGCUGGGUCACAGCGCUUGAGCUAGCAAAGGCGAAAGCGAUUCGUGCACAAGAAUCGGAUGACGAUGAAGAUCAGAUAUCGUCUGGGGCUGUCGCGGUGGGUGGUGGUGAGGGAGAGGGUGAAGAUGCUGGGGGCAUCGCUCGAGAGUUGGCCGCACGCUUUCAUGACCUCAGGACGUGUUCAGAGUUGGUGACAAGGCACGGGGCGGCGCUACAACGAUCAUUGGUUGAUCUAGAAACCCCACCCACUGACACCACUAAGCAGGUGUCCGAGAGGGCAACUCUCUUUAGGAUAUCAUGCAAUGCAAUGAUGAAUGCAUGUUCAGAAUUUAUGAGUGCUGCGGCUGCAUCUAGCGCCCGCAUGAAUCGUGCACUGCAACACGAAAGAGAGCAGAAGAUGCGUCUACAGGAGGUUGUCGAACAGCUCGCCAGGCAACAUGAUACACUCGAGAAAUCAGUCUCAGCGCGGAACACGUCAGGUGGCAACGGCUCUGGGCAAUCCAAUGAUACAGAGGAUGAAGAUCAUGAAUUCUUUGAUGCUGUGGAGGAAGGAGUGUCUUCAGCCAUGGAAGAUAAGACUUCAUUUGUGAUUAAAGUGCCUGUCAAUAGAAAAAGUAAAGUAAAAAGUGGAGAAAGCUCUGAUGAAUCUGAGGGUGAAACAGUAACAGAAACUCAACAGGUGCUAUUUUUGGAGGAUAAGGAAAGAGCAGAAAGCGCAAUGGGCGGGUCCGAGGCGAAUUCAGUAAACAAUAAACCCCCGAGUGAAAAGCAAGACAUGAAAAUCUGGCCACAUGUGUCGGAGGUCGUGAGUAUGGUAGAUGGCCACCCGCGGCGGACGCGAGUGCCUGAUAAACCCAACUACCCACUCAGCUUAUGGUCCAUCAUGAAGAAUUGUAUAGGCAAGGAGCUAUCAAAAAUACCGAUCCCGGUGAACUUCAGCGAGCCACUGUCGAUGCUGCAGCGGCUGACGGAGGACUACGAGUACUCGUCGAUCCUAGACAAGGCGGCACAGUUCGAAGAUCCCGCCCAACAACUCGCAUACGUCGCAGCUUUCACUGUCUCCUCAUACGCCACCACCUCAAACAGGACAAAUAAACCAUUCAAUCCAUUACUAGGCGAAACGUACGAGUGUGAUAGAAUGGCCGACCUUGGUUGGAGAUCAAUAUCAGAACAAGUAUCGCACCAUCCGCCGAUGGUGGCGCAGUUCUGCGAGGGCCAGUCGGGCUGGCAGUGCUGGCAGGAGUUCACCAUGACCACCAAGUUCCGCGGCAAAUAUCUGCAGGUCGUGCCGCUCGGCGGCGCCUCUGCCUCCUUCGGCAACGGCAACAAAUACGUCUGGAGGAAGGUAACGACGACGGUCCACAAUAUAAUCGUCGGUAAGCUGUGGGUGGACAACCACGGCGACAUGGAGAUCGUGGGCGAGGCGGGGCCCGCUGCCGGGUACGUGGCGCAUCUCAAGUACCUGCCCUACGGGUACUUCAGUAAGGACACCCAGCGGAAGGUUACCGGCGUCAUCAAAGAUCCACAGGGCGUGCCGCGGUACGUGUUGCAAGGUCACUGGGACAGUCGCGUGGAGGUGGCGCCGGUGACGUCAGCGUCCGCCGACAACACCGUGUGCAAGACGGGCAAGUUCACGGUCGCCUGGGAGCGGGUGCCCGCGCCCCCCGACUCGGACAAGUGGUACAACUUCACGCUGCUCGCCGCGCAGCUGAACGAGCCCGAGCCCGGCGUCGCGCCCACCGACUCGCGGCUGCGGCCCGACCAGCGGCUCAUGGAGGAGGGCCUGUGGGACGAGGCCAACGCGGAGAAGCUCCGGCUCGAGGAGAAGCAGCGCGCCGCCCGCCGCGAGUUGGAGGCGGGCGCAGAGCAGGCGGCCGCGCGAGGGCUGCCCGCGCCCCCCGGGCCCCGCCCCGCCUGGUUCACGCGCGAGGCGGCCCCCGCCGGCGCGCCCCGCCUCCGGCACCUCUACAACCACCGCUACUGGGAAUGCAAGCAGCGCCAGGACUGGGCAGCGUGCCCGGACAUUUUCUAGCCGCGCGCCCCCAGCCCCGCGCGCGACGCCCCCUGCCCGUGACCGCUCGCGUGUCCCAAGAUCGGCGCCCGUCCCGCUUCGCUCGCGAUCGUCAUCCGUUCUCUGGUGCGGUUCGUCUCACGUGUCACGGUCUCGUAGUUCUCCUCUCACCCUCCGCUUUUUCUCGUUGCGAUAGUGCAACGCCGUUUUGUCAUCACUCCUCGAAGAAUGGAGCGCUUCAAGAACGAUAAAGUGCGCGUGACCGGCGAAGACUGGGGAUAAAAUCGUAGUGUACAUAUGCUCGUGUGAGAUAGUGCGAUUACAGCUUCCCUAGAUGAUUUGGCCGAAGCGAAGAACCCGUGUAGCUAUGUUUGUCUGAUUUUUACCCGACUUAGUGCUGUUGAAAUAUUACUUUUUUUGUGAAUGUUUCUAACCAAUGCCAAGUCAUAUGAAUUGUAUAUUCUGUCAUCAUUGAUUUGUGUAUAAUUAAUGAAUUUGGAAAUUGUAUAGACUUAAGAAUUGGCAGAGCCUGAAAAAGAUUUUGCAGCUGCGAGCUUUAUCAUUAUUUUGCAGUGAAAACUUUGUAGAUACUUGACUUAUUUUAGAUGAACACAAUGUCCAUAUUCAAAAUUUUAAUGGAAAUAGAUGUUUUUUCAGCAUCAACAAAACUAGACUAUGCUGUGUCAUUUGAAUUUAUUUAAACUACAUAGUUUCAAGUAAUUUUUAAUUUGAUUAAAUAAAAAAUACAUAACAUUAAAAUCUGCGCGAGUUCAAAAUGUAGUCCGAUCAAUCGCAGUCGAGACCUUGAGAUAUCCAUCAUUUCUUCAAUGAAAACUGUGUAUAUCUGUAUUUUUAUGGAAAUAUUUAACAGAAUUAUCUUGUAUAAUAAUUUUAUUAAUUAAACUAGGCAAAAUGGUAGGUUAGACCUGCCUGUUAUAAUCUACAAUAAAUUUUAAUAAUAUCUAACGCCUACAAAAAAGAACGGUAGCAACACCAAAUAAUUAUUAGCCAAAUAAUAAUAAUGGGGAGUCGGUGCUUCGAAUAACAGGUUUGAAUUUUGCUAUGCUUCAUCACGCUACUAAUAUAGGACAUUGACAACAUAAUUAAUGUCUGUAGUAGACAUUAAAAGUAGCUCUUUGCGUCCGAAUAUUGAUGACAAGUCGUAAAAUUAUUUUAAUGCCUUUAGACUUUUGUAAGUGUUAAAAGAUUUAAUGCAAGUUGACAGCGAAGCAGUGGCGUCGUGGGUCAAUGAUAAAUGUAGAUUGGCUGAAUCACUUGCUGUCAACUUGCAAUGCUCUAGAAUAUUUUGUAAGAUCUAUUACAAUGUACAUUUUCAAGUGGAUGUAAGAUAAUUUGUUAAUAUUUUUAUUAUUAUAAUAGAACGAUAUUUGAAUACGAAGCCAUAACAUCUGUAUCAUGUUGAUUAUUAUGAAAAUAUAAUGUCGCGAAUAUUAUUUGUUUUGUUUGUAAUCCUC
This is a messenger RNA of Diatraea saccharalis (sugarcane borer), 3776 nucleotides long. The record is from the annotation of a GenBank genome assembly. Lineage: Eukaryota; Metazoa; Arthropoda; Insecta; Lepidoptera; Crambidae.